Molecule: messenger RNA, 1973 nt
Organism: Papilio machaon (common yellow swallowtail)
Lineage: Eukaryota; Metazoa; Arthropoda; Insecta; Lepidoptera; Papilionidae
Product: cell wall protein IFF6
Exons: 3
Coding region: 57-1844 (595 amino acids)
Cellular component (GO): chitin-based extracellular matrix
Molecular function (GO): structural constituent of chitin-based larval cuticle
Source: RefSeq, a predicted model, not a curated record
UUACGAAGUCUGGAGUACCAUUCAUCAGUAAAUUUCGGGGGUGAUUAGGUACUUAGAUGAAAAUGAUUUUUAAAAUAGUUUUACUAAGUCUCGUAGCGGCGAGUUACGUCUUGGCAGCUCCUACGGCCGUCGUGCCAUUGGAAAAGCAACAGCCAACCGUAAUACCGAUCAUCUCACAAUCUGAAGAAUUGGAUCCAAACGGAACUUACAAGUUCAGUUAUGAAACUGGUAACGGAAUAAAGAGAGAAGAAGUAUCUUACGACAAAAUUAUACCAAAGGCUGCUGGACGUAAAGCCAGUAGCAGCGAAGAAGGUGGAGAAAGUGACGAAAAUGGUGAUAGUGACGAGAUUCACGUACAACGAGGUUCAUACUCAUAUACUGCUCCAGACGGUACCAUUAUCACUUUAAGUUACAUUGCUGAUGAAAAUGGCUUCCAACCUAUUGGAAGUCAUUUGCCGAGAGCGCCUACACCAGUACCAAUUUCUUCUGCUUCAAACGAAAAGACUGGACGCGCUUUAAAGACACCAGACAACUCUGAAUCGGCAUCAGUGCAAUCACGAAGUGGAAAGGCAUCGGAAGAUAAACUAAAUUCCCCUGAGAGCGUGUCCACUGCUUCUUCACCUCAACAACAAAAACAACCAAAAGAUUCUGAAAAAUCUGGAGACAAUCCAGUUGUAAGUGAUUCGGCUUCUUUAGCGACUCGACAAUUAGAAUUACAGCCGAAGCCAGCUGAAACUACAGUUUCGAGUGAGCCUGAACAAAAAAUUGAAACCACUGAGAACGCAGCAGCUCCUCAAGUCGAAACGAAGUCGGGAUCAAACGAGGCUUCAACACCUUCACAAUCAAACGAUAAAGCAACAGCUACCGAAACUAGAUCACAACCCGUAUCCGAGCCAAUGUCCGAGAAAUCAGACGAAAAUCUAAAAACCGGUGCUUCAACUGGUCAAAGCGAUUCACUAGAAACAGUUGAAACUACACCUGAGGCAGUAGCUCCUAAAUCUGAUAUGACUGAAAAUCAAGCAACAACGGCAGCCCAAUCUAAUGAAAAGUCUAGCGUUACUGAAGCUAUUUCAGAAACAACGCCUGAGGCCAUCUCAACACAAUCAGAGGAGCAGCUCGCUGUUUCAACUACUGUUCUUAACGAACCUGAAAAUAACGAUGCAACUACUGAAACCACAGUUAGUGAAUCUGGAAGUGAAUCCGAGACAAUUGAUGCUACAGAUUCUCCUCAGUCCAGUGAAAAAUCAGAUGUCACUGAAGCUGCACCAGUAACAGCUACCGCCGUAGCAGAAUCAGCACAAACUGACUCACAACCACUAGAAGCUUCAACUACAAGUCAAAGUAACACUGAAGGAAUAGCUGCAAGUACAGAAACAUCAACAGGGUCUAAAGCUGAAUUAACAUCGGGAACGACUGAAGCUUCGGAUCAAACUGUUCCUCAAGCAGAUGUUACUGAGGAUGGCUCAGGAGCUGAACCUAAGACCAAUGAAUAUAAUUCACAAACGGAGGAGACGUUAUUAGAAUCCUCGACACAGGCAUCUUCUAAUGAACAAACAACUGUAUCAUCUGAAUCUGUAGAGACGACGUCAGGUUCUUCAGAUGAAAAAACUACAGAACCUUCUAGUGGAAAAACUACGAUAGCAGUUGCAGUAGCUAGUGAUACCACGGUAAAGGCUGAGAGUUCAGUAGCACCUACUAAAGUUACAGCAGUAGAUGAAGCGACAACUGCGAACGCCGACGUAACAACAAUAGCGGCGGCAGAUACUGCACAAGUGGUCUCGGAGCCUGCUGCUAGUGCGGCGCCGACAUCUCAGGAAGUAAGCGCUUCUGCCUCUUCAGCUUAAUUAUGUUGGAUAGCAGCUUAUUUCUGGCAAAAUUGUAAAUUAACUUUCUUUCCAGCAUUUGACAAUCAAUAACGGAUAUAAUCAAAAGGACGGGGUACUAACAAAUUAUGGAAUAUUUCAUAUCGACGA